Molecule: messenger RNA, 1263 nt
Organism: Aspergillus puulaauensis
Lineage: Eukaryota; Fungi; Ascomycota; Eurotiomycetes; Eurotiales; Aspergillaceae
Gene: ARV1
Product: sterol homeostasis protein ARV1
Exons: 3
Coding region: 1-1263 (420 amino acids)
Biological process (GO): sterol metabolic process; regulation of plasma membrane sterol distribution; intracellular sterol transport
Cellular component (GO): cortical endoplasmic reticulum; Golgi apparatus
Source: RefSeq, a predicted model, not a curated record
AUGCCGAUCUGCAUCGAGUGCUCGUAUCCUGUCUCGCAUCUGUACAGUGCCUACAGCCGUGCGGAUGAUCGAUCUCUGGGCAAAGGCGUGCGCUUGACGCAAUGUCCGCACUGCAAGCGAUUCGCCGACAAAUAUGUCGAGCAUGACUUUGUGGUCAUCUUUAUUGAUCUUGUCUUGAUCAAGCCGCAGGUAUACCGCCAUCUGCUCUUCAACCGCCUUGAAGGAGACGAGCACAAGUUUGAUCGCUCGAUCACGCGACUCGGCAUUCUUCUCCUCCUGUUUGAUGUUUACCUUACCUGGGCGCGAAUAGAGAAAUCUCCGUUCAUCGACAAAACAUCCCUCUCGCACGCCCCCAUCAUCGUGCAGUACCUCUUCUUCUUGAGUUUAAACGCACUGGCAACUCUCGCCCACCACAUUACAGUCCGUCUAUUAGCAUCUAUACUCGCCCCAUCACGUACGAAACAGCUCAACCCUACUCCCAAUGUACCUCCAACGGAGACCCCCCUGGUUUCGUACCCCUCGACACCCGUCCUUCCCACCUUCGGACAGACACAACAACAACAACCUCCGGCACCCUCAUCAUCGCUAAGCCCGCCUAAAGCCGCAAUGCAAAGUCCGCCCCAAGAACUUCCAGGCGUCGAAAACCAACGUCCACUCCAGCCUUCCAGUCCACGCGACUCGUUCUGUGGGCUACCCUCACCUCUUCGUCGCGCAUCUACAACCCCAAUACAAACAGCCCACCCAUCUCCUCCACCCUCUCAAGCGACUCCGACAGCCAUUAGUACAGCCUUAUUCGUAAGCAGCUGUGCGAAACUUUUCCCAAUCCUCCUCGUCAUUUGGGGCCCGGACGGAAGCGGCAGCUCCGACUCUAGCCCUAGCUCUAAUCUCAGUCCCGACAUAAGCUCGACGAUAACACAGCCGAAUCUGGCACAACGGGCGCUAGGUGGGAUGACACCUACUAUAUCCAGUUCAACGGGCUCUUCAACUGGGACCUCAUCUGUCUCCUCGUCGCUCUUGCAAGGUUUAGUCCAGGCUAUGCCUGCAGCUAUACCAACAAGCUAUCUCGCCAACUUCGUGGAUUUGCUGAGCUCGCUAUUUACGCUCGGGGCGGCGGAUACACAUCUCGUGCUGCUUAGCAAUAUCGAAGCUCUCUAUAUCCUCCUGGGAUGUGGGUAUCUACGUGCCAUGGCACUGGCUGUCGCGGGACUGGUAGCUCGUUGGUCAGUGCAGAAGGUGAUUCUGGGGGCCGUAGGUGUUGGAUGA